AUGUAUAAUCAUGAACAAGAAAUAAACGAUAGCGACUCUGAAUUUAGUAAAAAUGAGCUUGAAGUGUAUUUUUUACAAAACCAUCAUAAUGAACAUUUGAUAGAUGGCUUUCUAGUAAAUUCCGAAUAUCCAGCUCAAGAAAGCGAUGAGGAAUCAGAUCCUCAAAAUAAUUUAUCUGUGAUACUAGCAGUUAAUACUGUUAAAAAUCGGAGGCAAAGCAGAGGACGACCACACGGAUCAAGAGCUAAUCGUGGUGGUAGAUCUAGUCAACAAAUUAGUCUACCAAACCCACCAGAACAAAUAGUAAAAUCAACAAAUAAAUACAGUGCUAUUCAAAAUUCAAAAGGUAAAGAAAUAAUUGCUACUUAUUUAA
Molecule: messenger RNA, 373 nt
Organism: Racocetra persica
Lineage: Eukaryota; Fungi; Glomeromycota; Glomeromycetes; Diversisporales; Gigasporaceae
Source: the annotation of a GenBank genome assembly